This is a messenger RNA of Menidia menidia (Atlantic silverside), 1485 nucleotides long. NCBI's taxonomy places the organism in Eukaryota, Metazoa, Chordata, Actinopteri, Atheriniformes, Atherinopsidae. The record is from the annotation of a GenBank genome assembly.
UUGCUCAGUAAAUCAGGUGACCUUGAAGAAGAAUUGAAAAAUGUCACCAACAACUUGAAGUCUCUGGAGGCCCAGGCUGAGAAGUACUCUCAAAAGGAGGACAAAUUUGAAGAGGAAAUCAAAGUUCUUACUGAAAAACUAAAAGAGGCUGAGACCCGUGCUGAGUUUGCUGAACGGUCUGUGGCCAAACUGGAGAAAACCAUCGAUGAUUUGGAAGAUGAGGUGUAUGCUCAGAAGCUAAAGGGCAAGGCCCUCAAGAAUCUGGCCUCAGCCAAAGAGGAGAACCUGGACAUGCACCAGGUGUUGGACCAGACUCUGCUGGAGCUCAACAACAUGUAGGCAGCCAGCAGAGCUCCAGACCAGCGGACGUUUAGUCCCUCUCACCCAGUCUGAGCUCAUAAGGAAAUGCAUGUAUUCAUCAGUGUGACAGUAGGUGCACUCUAGUUUAAGUAGAAGCUUAAGUUAUAGUUGUUGCAAGUAUACAAAGAGCUGUAACAUGAAAUACAUAUCUUAGAGAAUAUAUAUAUAUAUAUAUAUAUAUUUAUCUCAAUAAUUGCAUUUCCUGUAGCAAAAGCAUAAACUUUAGCUAGAUGGGAUUUUUAUUCUUACUCUUUGAAAAGCAUACUGGACAAACAUGGAUUAAUUUAAUACCCUCUUGUUAUUUGUCAGCUGAACAGCUUUAAUAGGUGAAACACAGACAGGAUACAAUUGAUUAAAUAUAGUUAUUUUACAAAUUAACACUUAAAAAUGUAUUCAUUUCAAAAAACAUUUUCUUUGAAAUGCAAGAGAGCUAUAUUUUCACAAAAUAAUUUUUGAGGCUGAUUCCAGUAUGAAAAGAUUUGAUUAAAUAUCACAAGCUUUAAUUUGAACAUUUUAGAUUGGGCAGACUCUCUUUGGAUAUAAUUUUUUAUAUUUAUUUUAUAAUAUUUAAAAACACUGACGGGAUGCCUGAAAUAAUCUUAUUGGUGUUGAUGUAAAACCAUGCAGUAAAAAACACUGUGAUGAAGAAAAACCUCUGGAAGCCAAACAUCUAUUGUUCAAAAUAAAAUAAAUACAUAACAAAAAGCAUAAGAACAAAAAUCCCAUGUAAAAGUUUGAUGGACCAAAAAGUGGAUCAAAACAAAUCAAAUGUCCAUUUGGUUUAAGAAAUACUUUCCAGUUUUUUCGACUUAGUCUUAAUUUAAAAAAAAAACCAUCCAAAUUAUAAGAUGAGUAUAAGCCAAUAAAAGAAAACGGUAGUGUUUGACUUCCUGUGUGGUGGUUAUUGAUGUGGCUUUGGAGAAGUCCCUCUGCUGUUGUAGGAAAUAGGUUUUAAUUUAUUCAUUUAUUCAUUCAUUAAUUCAUACUUGCAUACAUACCUUAAUUAAUACAUUUUAUUUCUAUUUGUACAUUUAUUCAUGCAUUAAUAAACGCAUGUAUUUAUUCAUUCAUCCAUUUUUUACUUUAUACAUGUAUUAUCAUACAUAUAUCAAUUUAUUGAUACAA